UUUCCGAACCGCCCGAACACGUCAGGCAAAUCAUCGAAUUUUGAUAAACACACAAUUCCAAAGAUAAAAGUUGCAUCAAAAAAAAAGUUGGGUGUGAACGCUCCGUGUUUGUUUGAGAAUGGCAAAGAACACCUUUAGCUCGGCAUUCCGCAAAAUCGACGUAGAUGCCUACAACGAGGACAACUUCAAGGAGGAAGAACAGACGGAACAAAAGGUCGGACCGGACGAGAACGAGGUGACUAAUAUGCUGAAUCAGGGCAAGAAUGUGGAGGCGUUGAAGUUUGUGUUGCAAAAUGCGCCGCUCGGCUGCAAGAAUCAGCAAAUCAAGGAUCAGGCGUUGAAUUUGACGUUGCGCGUCUUGCUGACGAUAAAAUCCACGCAAAUGGAUGCGGCAAUCAGUCAAUUGGAAACGGACUUGCUCGAUGUCUUGAUGAAGUACAUUUAUCGCGGCUUCGAGAUCCCGUCGGAGGGCAGUAGCGGUCAUUUGUUGCAGUGGCACGAAAAGGUCUUUGCCAAAACGGGAUACGGCUCCAUCACGAGAGUCUUGUGUGAUAGCUCAAGGGCGUAGGUGCCCCGUUUUUUUUCUUUUUCGAUCGGAUGCAGUCAUUCCCGAUUACUCUUCCUUUUUUUACGAUUUAUUUUUUUUUACUUACAAUGUCGCGCAAUUAACCAAAAUGAUCUACAUAACUAAUUAAUAUCCAAACACACACACACGUAUUAUAUGGAUCAAAUUA
Messenger RNA from Culicoides brevitarsis, 734 nucleotides. It is a transcript of the gene Arpc5, whose product is annotated as actin-related protein 2/3 complex subunit 5-C. Gene Ontology annotation, cellular component: cytoplasm; actin cytoskeleton; Arp2/3 protein complex. The record is from RefSeq and is a predicted model, not a curated record. Gene Ontology annotation, biological process: Arp2/3 complex-mediated actin nucleation; cell migration; regulation of actin filament polymerization. Bases 119 to 568 code for a protein of 149 amino acids. NCBI's taxonomy places the organism in Eukaryota, Metazoa, Arthropoda, Insecta, Diptera, Ceratopogonidae. Gene Ontology annotation, molecular function: actin filament binding. The transcript has a single exon.